UACUGCAUAAAAAAUCAGAAGCAUCUUUUUAUGUUAAAACCAGAGCAGUUUUCCUAUAAAUGAAUGUUUGAUAUUCAAGAAGAAGAACACAGUGAUGGUGACAUUCUCGGUCGGUGGAUGCGACGACGGUGAAGGACCUAGCAACCCCAACCAGAAGCGCCGAAGGGUAGACGACGGAGAAGAAACAUCAUCUACAAGAGAAGAAGAAAAUCCACAACCACAAGCAGGGUUCGAAAUGGAAAAUCCCCCAAUUGGAACCCUAGAAAACGAAGGAACAUCUGGAUCCAACGUAGAACAAAAUAGCGAUUUGGGUAAGAACGUAUGUGCCAUCAUUUCUGACCCUGAUGUUCUUGAUUGCUUCAUUUGCUCUGAGCCUUUGACGAUUCCUAUAUUCCAGUGUGAGAAUGGGCAUAUUGCUUGCUCUAAAUGUUGUGGGGAACUUAGGAACAAAUGUCCCUUGUGCUUAAUGCCUAUUGGGUACAAUCGUUGCCGUGCUGUGGAGAAGUUGUUGGAAUCGAUUAAAAUAUCAUGCCCGAAUGCAAAAUACGGCUGCAAAGAAAUGUUUAGUUGCAAUUUGAAAAGUAGCCACGAGAAGGACUGUGUAUAUAUACCAUGUAAGUGUCCACAUACAGGUUGCAACUUUCUUGCAUCAUCCAAAGAGUUAGCUCUCCACUUCAGCCAUAGACAUGUAGGCUUUGGAAUACAGUUUACAUAUGACAAAUUUAUAUCCGUCUCGUUAAAUACUCGCCAGAAAGAAAUUGUUCUUGUAGAUCAAAAUGAUGCAAGACUGUUUAUUGUUCACAAUUACCUCGUGGAUCUGGGAAAUAUAGUCCAGGUUAGUUGCCUUGGCCCCAAUUUGAAAAUGGAUAUUCAUUAUGAUGUCUUGGCUAGGUCUCAGGGGAGCACAUUAAUAUUGCAAUCUACUACGAAGACCAUUCAAGAGAACAAUGGUUGUGCUCCUACAACUAACUUUCUGUUGAUACCUUCGGAUCAUUUUGGUUUUGGACAACUCAAAUUGGAUAUUCGUAUAAAGCCUCCUAAAACCAUAGCUGAAGAUUGAAAGGUAUUAUAACUUUGUUGAUUGCUAAAUUCAGGUUUUUCACAUUGAACCAUUAUCUCAAUGUCAGACACAAUAGAAUGUGACAACUCUCAAGAAAGAUGCUGAUGAUGUUGUAUUUGACUAUAGUUGAAGGGAAAUGAAAAAAAUGCUUUUGUUGUUGUAUUUGACUAUAGUUUAAGGUUAUCAAGUGAAUAUGUAUCAUGUGAAAAAUCCAAUUAUCUUGAAUCUAUGUUGAAUAUUAGUUUA
Vicia villosa (hairy vetch) is the source of this 1306-nucleotide messenger RNA. Its product is annotated as E3 ubiquitin-protein ligase SINA-like 10. The coding region runs from base 95 to 1060 and encodes 321 amino acids. The record is from RefSeq and is a predicted model, not a curated record. Gene Ontology annotation, molecular function: zinc ion binding. The transcript has 2 exons. NCBI's taxonomy places the organism in Eukaryota, Viridiplantae, Streptophyta, Magnoliopsida, Fabales, Fabaceae.